Kluyveromyces lactis is the source of this 993-nucleotide messenger RNA. RefSeq names its product Csa1p (gene CSA1). NCBI's taxonomy places the organism in Eukaryota, Fungi, Ascomycota, Saccharomycetes, Saccharomycetales, Saccharomycetaceae. The record is from RefSeq and is a predicted model, not a curated record. The coding region runs from base 1 to 993 and encodes 330 amino acids. The transcript has a single exon.
AUGGAGAACCUAAAACAGUAUUGGAAUUCGUGGUGGUACGAGAAUGAUGGAAGAAAAAGCGACAAGUACCCAUUGAAAACGCGGUAUCGGGGGACCAAAACGUCAGACAGAUAUUAUAAGGUGCAAAAACCUAAUACAACCCGUGCAAGCCGUCUUAGACGUGAACCGGAAGUCUCAGAGUAUCGCAAGCCAAACCCAGCUGAAAAUGGCUCACAGCCUUCCACUUGGAGCAAAAUCAAGUCGUUAUUCGAUUCGAACAGAAGAGAUAUCACUGAAUUGAAGCAGGCAUACCUUGACUAUAGGCUACCAAACACAGAGCCCAGUAAUACACAGGCUGAUAUCGAUAGAUUAGUGGUAAAUGAGCGGUUUAAGAAGAAAUUACUAGAAAGGAAGUAUGAGAGAAACAUGCUCAAUGAAUUGCGUCGUGGUAGACAACCCUACAGACGGAACAGAGAACACCGACCAAGUGUCAAUUCACCAAUUAACCACGCAGACGAAGUAAUUUUGUUAAGGAAAAAACUAGAUGAAUUGGAGCAAAGGCUUUCUGACGCGGUAGAAGAGUUAGUGAUAACGAAGAAGAAGUUAGAAUUUGUCCAACAGAAGAACAAUCUAUUAGAAGAGCUGUUCGAUGAUGGGAAAAUGGAAACCGAAUAUGUGAAGUCAAGAAGAAAUAUAACAAAUCUACAAAACAGCGAACGUAAACCAGAACUGAAACAAUUGCCACGAUCCCCGUCGCCAGUACUGCAUGUAGACCCAAUGUUCACCUCAAGUCCCAUUCGUGCUACAAAUAACAUCCUAGGGGAAGGUUCACCCCAGCAUGUGCAACAACACGACAAUUUCUAUGAGAAAUACCCCCGUAUCCCGAAAACAGAGCGUCUUGACAACUAUCGCUCUUCUCUAGCAAACCAUGAAGACGAUUAUCAAGACAGACAUGCUGAGAACUCCCUCUCGCCGGUACGAGUGGAUUAUUCUAAAUAUAGCAGUGGGGUGUAA